UGUUGUAUUCCAAACGGCAACGGGCUUCAAAUAAACUCGAUCGCCUGUGGCGGUGUGCGAAACCGAUCUCUGGUGCGGCGAAGGUGAUAUCAGGAUCUCACAAGGUUUAUCUGUUCCGCCUUUUGCCUUCUUUCGAUUUGUGAAAUUAAGUUUCAAUCAGUAAGGAUCUCGAUCUGUUGCACCCGCCGCUCGAUUGUGUCGUUUGAAGAUCUGAGCACAUUCUAGUUUGUUGUUUGCUAAAGAUAGAUGGCUGCUCAUAAAAUUGCACAUGCUACCCUCAAGGGUCCUAGUGUUGUCAAGGAGAUCUGCAUUGGCCUUACACUGGGAUUAUUCGCCGGUGGUCUGUGGAAGAUGUACCACUGGAAUGAGCAGAGGAGAACAAGAGCUUUUUAUGACAUGCUAGAGAAGGGUGAAAUUAGUGUUGUUGUUGCAGAAGAAUAAUCAUCCUAGUCUCAUUCCUUCAGAUAUAAAUGGAGACCUGCAUUCUCAUCCUGGAAGCUCAAGUACAUUUUCAGAUCAAAUUUGCAGCUUUUUACUGCUGGAUGCAAAAUAAGUUUGGAUGAUUGUUGAGACCUACUACAAUGCGGUAUGGACUAAAUCCUUUUUCCAUUUUAUCUUUGUGGUUCUGCCUAUCUUUGUUUGAUCUUAAAUAUGAAAUAAGUUAUCCACACUUUUAGGACAAGACUGUGUUCAUCUGCUAGUAAUUUUUCCUUGCCAUAAAAGAGAGAAAGGAGGUGGCAAUACCUUUUUUUAA
Musa acuminata AAA Group (dessert banana) is the source of this 754-nucleotide messenger RNA. Its product is annotated as cytochrome c oxidase subunit 5C-like. Bases 247 to 441 code for a protein of 64 amino acids. NCBI's taxonomy places the organism in Eukaryota, Viridiplantae, Streptophyta, Magnoliopsida, Zingiberales, Musaceae. The transcript has 2 exons. The record is from RefSeq and is a predicted model, not a curated record.